GGUGCUUACCGUGCCGAGUACAUGUCUGUACAUGUCUGCACACUAUUUAGUCUGUGGACAGUUGGAUGUAUUUGCAGUAUAACCCAGACAGUGAGUGGUAUAACGGGCACCCAUCCUUGUGUUCUAGCAGACAGCAUGUUGGCUAAAGACUUGCUGCAUCCCUCCGCUGAUGAGGAGAGGACUUGCCAUAAGAAAAAGAGGUUGGUCCAGAGCCCAAAUUCCUACUUCAUGGAUGUGAAAUGUCCAGGCUGCUAUAAGAUCACUACGGUUUUCAGCCAUGCACAAACAGUUGUCCUGUGUGUAGGUUGCUCUACUGUGCUUUGUCAGCCCACAGGUGGAAAAGCCAGGCUCACGGAAGGUUGUUCCUUCAGAAGAAAACAACACUGAGCUCUUUCUUCAUAGCAGGACUGGAUUCUGCCGCACCUUACCCUCAGGAUGAUUUGCCUUAUGUCUGGUCUCGUGCACCACUUUUCUUGCUGUGGUAUAGUACAGUCUCGUUGGCUUUUGUAAUUCAGGGAGAUUUGUUUUUGCAGUUGGACUUUGAAUAUGUGCAAACCAUUUCCUAAAUAAAUGCAGAAUUGCAAUUGA
Bufo bufo (common toad) is the source of this 588-nucleotide messenger RNA. RefSeq names its product ribosomal protein S27 like (gene RPS27L). Bases 22 to 387 code for a protein of 121 amino acids. Gene Ontology annotation, molecular function: RNA binding; structural constituent of ribosome. Lineage: Eukaryota; Metazoa; Chordata; Amphibia; Anura; Bufonidae. The transcript is spliced from 4 exons. The record is from RefSeq and is a predicted model, not a curated record. Gene Ontology annotation, cellular component: cytosolic small ribosomal subunit; ribosome. Gene Ontology annotation, biological process: ribosomal small subunit assembly; translation.